Molecule: messenger RNA, 1234 nt
Organism: Paramecium pentaurelia
Lineage: Eukaryota; Ciliophora; Oligohymenophorea; Peniculida; Parameciidae
Source: the annotation of a GenBank genome assembly
AUGUAAAAUUAAGAUUAAGAAUAUCUACUCAAUAUUGUGAAUCCCAUCUUAGAAUAAUUGGCACUCUAUUUAGUUAAAGAAAAGCCUGAUAAUGUGGUAAAUUCUAUUCAUUAUAAUUUAAAUAGACCCAAGCAUCAAUCGAAUGGUUAAGUGUAACAGGAGGUAAUCUUAUUAUCCAUCUAUUCACUAGCUCAAAUUGAAAAUGGAUUACAUCAUAAUUAAAAUCUUCAUAAUGAAACUGUCGAAUCAUCUGAUGAUACAGAAUCUGAUGAAGAUGACUAUGAACUUUAUGCUAAUAAUCCAAUUAGACCUGAUAGAGCAAGUGUAAGUGCAGAAGUCUAUGGAAUUUAUAAUAAAAAAACCAAUUUUAAACCUAAAAUUGUUGCAAAGUCUCACUUACAAAUUCAGAAAAUUAAAGAAAAAUUAGCUUAAUCAUUUAUGUUCUCAGAAUUAGAUGAACAUGAUUUAAGAAUUGUCAUCAAUGCUAUGGAAGUCAUCUAAUGUAUGAAAGGAGAUGUUGUAAUCAAAUAAGGUGAUGAUGGUGAUAAUUUAUAUAUUGUUGAUGAAGGAACAUUAGAUUGUUCAAGAUCUAAAGCUGGAUAAGAUUCUGUUCAUCUUAAAACUUAUAAACCAGGAGAAUCAUUUGGUGAAUUAGCACUCUUAUACAAUUCACCAAGAGCAGCUACAAUUGUUGCAGAAGAAAAUUGUGUUCUAUUCUCUUUAGAUAGAGGAACAUUCAAUCACAUUGUCAAAGAUGCUGCUAUUAGAAAACGAGAAAGAUAUGAAUAUUUUUUAGCUCAUGUAGAAUUACUCUAAGAACUUGAUCCUUACAGUAGAUCAUAAAUUGCUGAUGCUCUAAAAAGCAAAAACUUCAAUAUUGGAGAUUACAUUGUUAAAGAAGGAGAUGAAGGAGAUAUCUUUUAUUUCCUUGAAAAAGGUGAAGCUGUAGCUACUAAAGUAUUAAAUCAAAGUAUUAAAUAUUUAUUAUUUCUUAGGUUAACCUGCUUAAGUUGUCUAUUUUUAUAAGGAAGGUGAUUAUUUUGGUGAAAUUGCAUUACUUAGAUAAGCUCCAAGAGCUGCCUCUGUUAUAGCUGAAGUAUUUCUUAAUUCAACUUUUAUAUAGACUCCAUGUACAGUUGUUUAUUUGGAUAGAGAAACAUUCAAAAGAUUAUUGGGACCUCUUGAAGAUAUACUCACUCGUAAUUUUAAGAAGUAUGAAAAAUACAUGAAUUGA